AUGAUGAUGAUACCAGUGAGUUCGGAUUAUUAUCAACCAGACGAGAGUACGUUUCUAUGUGGAUUCAAGAGGGUAAGUGUCGAUUUCACAUGGUUUAAUUUCGUUUUUAACCACACCUCGGCAAAAAUUGCUAACUUUUUACAGUAUGAAAAAUAUGAAUUUUUCAAUUUUUGACCUCUAAAAACUGGAAUUCAGCCACGGAUUGGACGAGAUGUGUUUUUAACAACAAGAAACCCUAAUUUUCCAGGUCAGACAAUACGGAACAACUCAAUCAUCAUCUCAAUCCUCUCCAGCAACUCCGAAUUCUUAUACAAUUUAUCAAGUCAAACAAGAUGAUACACUUGAACGUAUUUCAUUACAAUUUAAUUGUUCAGUAAGUUUUUGAACAUACAUUUUAGUUGCACUUAAGAAGUGGGAAUAUUUACGAAAUGAAAAGAAUUCAAGGACGUUUUCAAAUAAUUUUCUAGAAUUUUCAAGCUUUAAGCUUGAAAUCUGAGGCUUAAUUCGGACCCGAAAAUUUAGAUUUUUUAGAAAUUACACGCUUCGGGCCUGAACAUUUAGAUUUUUCACAAAAUUUGGGCUCACAGCCUAAAAAUUUGAAUGUUUCUUGAAUUUUGAGCUUUUUUUGGUAAAUUUCAGGCUUCAGACAUAAAAUCUGAGGUUUCUCAGGCUUCAGGUCUAAUUCGGGCCCGAAAAUCUAGAUUUUUCUCUAGGAAGGUCACGUGGAAAUUCGAGAAGCAUUUCUUUUACGUUAAAAAUGUUCAAAUUUUUAGGCUGAACUAUUUUUUUCUGUAAUCAUUUGGGAAUUUCGGUGCAAAAAUUAUUUAUCAAGGAUUUUCAAUUGGGGAUUUUCUAGAUAAUAAGAUCCUUUUGAAACUAGCAAUCAGGUUCAGAACAUGUUUUUUUUUGAAAAUCUGAAGAUGCGUUUCGAAUUUUUUUUUAGGGUGAUCUAAUUUCUAAUUGUGAAUCACAAGUUCAAACUUCACCGAAGCUUAAAAAUAUUCAAUAUCAAUGUAGUUUUGAUUUCAGUUUUCUCAAUACUUAAAUUAGCCAAUUUUCCAGGUGUCUUCUUUGGUUCGUGCAAACAAAUUAUGGUCUCCUAGCGCACUUUUUAUGAAAGAAUUUAUACGAAUUCCUAUUUUCAAUAAUGAUCCAGUUUUAGUUUCUCAUAAUUAUUCAUCACCCUCGUCUAGCAAAAUGGUUUCUCAACCUUCAGAAUCAAAACGGGUAAUUGAAGAUGAUCGGUCGAUGAAAGAUAUUUUGAAAAGAAUCGAUAAAAACAUCAAAAGUUUUCAAAAUUACGAGAUUUCUAGCGAUUCAGUUGUUUUUGAUAGUAAAUGUAAUUGA
Caenorhabditis angaria is the source of this 1347-nucleotide messenger RNA. The record is from the annotation of a GenBank genome assembly. Lineage: Eukaryota; Metazoa; Nematoda; Chromadorea; Rhabditida; Rhabditidae.